AUGACUAAUGGAGAAGGGACAGUUGACAGUUAUUGUUAUGGUGGUAACCUUACAGUGAGGUACAGGGAUGUCGACAAUGUGACACUUCACCUCGCCAUGUUCCCCCAAUUUCAUCCAGACCCUGUGUGUCGAGAUGAGAAAAUAAUCCAUUCUGCAUCCCAACAAUUUUUCCAGAUUUCACAAACUCGUUGAGCUCAGCAUCGCAGGUCAACCGGCAGAGAUUCUUCCAGGUGUUUCAGAAUGGUUUUGGAACGUCAGACACUGAGCCUUACUUUCUCUUUGAACUUAUCCAUUUACUCAAAUAUGUAUAUUUACAUACUCUUAAACAGUUAAGAAUACAAUGUUCGUUCUCUGCAAUAGCUGUAGAUGCAUUUGCUUGGAUGAAACAGUUGACCACUCUUACGGUAGCCAUAAACAGCUUGUCAGAGGUUUUAUGUAGAUUAAUAAAUAACACAUCUUACACUGACAUCCCUGCAUCUGUCAGGCAACAUUGCCACUCUGAGUAUCCCAAACUGCACCACCUAUAAUGGAUCUAUUUAUGAGAUCCCAAGUUUCUAUAGUCUUCAAGAUAUUGGCUUGACUUUCCGUCAUCUGAAGACCAUGGUCCUCUGUAGCUCAAUUGGUAGAGCACGGCGCUUGUAACGCCAGGGUAGUGGGUUCGAUCCCCGGGACCACCCAUACACAAAAAAUGUAUGCACACAUGACUGUAAGUCGCUUUGGAUAAAAGCGUCUGCUAAAUGUCAUAUUAUAUUAUUAUUAUUAUAGGUAGAAGUGUGUUGUGAAGGUUUUAAAAACAUUUAAUCUCUUAGCAUGCCUCUAAAUGAUGUACUGCAGAUGCAAUGACUGCAGUCGGGUGACAGCAAAGUGGAAUGAUUUGAAUUCUGUCAGGAGCAUGGUAACUUAGACAAUUUCACACAGACUCUAUCAACUCUCAACUUCUUAUGUUUCCUUGACUACAGACCAUAUCAACUUCUCAAUGUCUGCUAUUCAAAAGUUUUCAACAAAUAUUUAUUGAUCUGAGCUUUAUCCAUGUCUUGAGGAAUCUCCAGAGUUUGUCUGUUCAGAACUUUUCUUUGGACAAUACUAGAUUCACAUCCCCUUUGUAAAACUCAACCUAGUCCUAUCUUGUGGUUAAAAGUCUUCUCAUUGAUUUACAAUAAUAUUUUUUGCAUACAUCAUAGCCAGUUCUGUUGCAUGAAAAACAUGGAAGAACUGUACUUGAAAUACAAUCGAAUCUCCACCAUCGCCUAA
This is a messenger RNA of Coregonus sp. 'balchen', 1251 nucleotides long. The record is from the annotation of a GenBank genome assembly. NCBI's taxonomy places the organism in Eukaryota, Metazoa, Chordata, Actinopteri, Salmoniformes, Salmonidae.